AUGAAUCUCUUCCUUGCAGGAUGGACGGCUAAAAAGUUCGGUCCCCGUGCUGCUCUGCUGGUGCAGAUCUUUAUCCCGGCCAUCCGAGUGGUGACACAAAUUCUUGGUGUUCUGGCAGGCAAACGAGAGGGAAUGUUGAUCAUACAAGCCACUCAAUUGAUCACCAUUCUCGGGGGCCCAGCUGGUUACAUUCUCGUGAUCAAUAUUAUCGCAGGCGAAGUCGUCGAGCCGAUAAGACGAACAGCUGUUUUUGGAAGGCUUCAAGGCGCUAUUAUGCUGGGACAAGGCAUUGGAUAUCUCACUGGUGGUAUGCUCGGUGAUAUUGACAUAAAAGCACCCUUCGAGACAUCCUUCUGUUGCUUCAUCCUCUCAGGUAUCUACGCAUGGAGCGCACUGCCCUACAUUUCACCAGAGUCCAUGGCCGAUGGUACAAAGGGCCCGACAGGCUUCCUCACUCCUCUAAAGAUUCUAACACCUCAGAAACUUCGCCUCACGGAUGGGAGAACGAAGAAGCACCUCGGUGUGGUCUUUCUCUGCGCUGGUAUCUUUCUCGGUGUCCUAGCAACAGACUAUGCUCCUCUUCUUAUCCAGAUGUACGCGACCGCUGCCUUCAGCUUUACUCAGGGAGACAACGGCUGGCUCAUGUCCGAGUUUGCUAUCAUGAGAAGUUUCUUCUUGAUCUUCCUGUUCCCUCGUAUCAUUGCAUGGGGACGUGGCUGGUAUGUCAAAUCCGAUAGGAGCACAGAGGAAGAAGUCGAUGAGACGGCCACACAGCAUAUUCCGACAACAGCGGGAGAGUUUGAUGCGACUGUCGGUGAACAAGCGGAUCAUGAGCCUUACCGUGCUGUGAGCUCGAACAAGGAAGAUGAAGGAACUCGGUUCGACCUUGUCUUCCUGCGAUAUAGCUUAGUGGUGGAUGGCAUUCUCACUACAGUCUCGGCGUUUGCAACGCAACGAUGGCACAUUUAUCUUGCCGCCUUCCUUCUUCCAUUCGGCUCAGGAACCGCCCCUGCUGCCAAGGGAGUCGUCACACAAAUGUGUCCGGAUUCGCAACGUGCCGAUGCUCUCAAUGCUGUCACUCUAGUAGAGAACAUAGCACGGCUUGCUACACAGGGUUUGUUUGGCUUCAUCUUCGCGAGCCUGGCACAGGUUGGCAAAGCCUAUGCUACCUUUUUCUGCAAUGCGGCUAUUGCAAUGAUCGGUAUGGCAGUUCUGCUGUUUUCUAACUUCCCACCUCUUGGGAGCACAUUGAUUGAGAAGGAUGACGAAGAGGGGGAAGAACAGGCUGACGCUCCGGAGGACGAGCCGUUGCUUAAUGAUAGAGACUGA
Fusarium coffeatum is the source of this 1329-nucleotide messenger RNA. RefSeq lists its product as uncharacterized. Gene Ontology annotation, molecular function: transmembrane transporter activity. The transcript has 5 exons. The coding region runs from base 1 to 1329 and encodes 442 amino acids. NCBI's taxonomy places the organism in Eukaryota, Fungi, Ascomycota, Sordariomycetes, Hypocreales, Nectriaceae. The record is from RefSeq and is a predicted model, not a curated record. Gene Ontology annotation, cellular component: membrane. Gene Ontology annotation, biological process: transmembrane transport.